Messenger RNA from Mucor velutinosus, 900 nucleotides. RefSeq names its product rRNA-binding ribosome biosynthesis protein (gene SSF1). Lineage: Eukaryota; Fungi; Mucoromycota; Mucoromycetes; Mucorales; Mucoraceae. The transcript has 2 exons. Gene Ontology annotation, cellular component: vacuolar membrane. The record is from RefSeq and is a predicted model, not a curated record. Gene Ontology annotation, biological process: intracellular manganese ion homeostasis. Bases 1 to 900 code for a protein of 299 amino acids. Gene Ontology annotation, molecular function: manganese ion transmembrane transporter activity; iron ion transmembrane transporter activity.
AUGAAAUCUCACACAGAAGAUUAUCAAUUACUGCCCAAAUACCACCAUCAUCAUCAUAGCAUAGAUGAAGCAAGAGAUGAGGAAUACAGGCUUAGUAGCAGUGGCAGCAGUGGUUCCUCCAUGACAUUGGAUGAAGAAAAAGAAAGAAUUCCUCAUCGCACACUUCUCAAAGGCGUCAAAGAGCACGUUGAAGAGCAUUUCGAACGACCAGAACUUGUGCGUGAUUGUAUAUUGGGUCUAUCUGACGGCUUAACUGUUCCUUUUGCUCUUGCCGCUGGUCUCUCGAGUUUAGGUGAUAGUCGCAUUGUAAUCUACGGUGGAUUAGCAGAGCUGGUAUCUGGUGCUAUUUCCAUGGGAUUAGGCGGUUACUUGGCUGCUAAAUCAGAGGCAGAUCAUUACCAUACAGAGCGUGAGCGAGAGGCAAGGGAAGUCGAGUUGUAUCCAGAUGAAGAAGAGGAGGAAAUCAUUGAGCUGUUUGAACCCUAUGGCUUGGAUCGUGAAUCCAUGGAACCCAUGAUGGUGCGCUUUAGACAAAAUUCAGAGAAAUUUGUGGAUUUCAUGAUGAAGUUUGAAUUGAAUCUAGAAUUACCUGAUCCCAAUCGAAGCUGGAUCUCUGCUCUUACCAUUGGCUUAUCCUAUCUAUUUGGUGGCUUGAUUCCUCUGUUGCCCUAUGUCUUUAUUCAAAAUACAUCAAAUGCCCUGUACACAUCUUGUCUGGUCACAUCACUGACACUCUUUUGCUUUGGCUAUCUCAAGAGCAUCUAUCUGCGACCAAAACAAGCGUUGAUCGGAGCCAUACAGACAUUGGCGAUUGGUGCAGUAGCCGCUGCAUUUAGUUAUGGUAUUGUUGCUUUUUUUAACGCUGCAAAUGGUGGUGAAUCGGCUGUGGAAAAACUAUGA